This is a messenger RNA of Leptosomus discolor (cuckoo roller), 447 nucleotides long. Lineage: Eukaryota; Metazoa; Chordata; Aves; Leptosomiformes; Leptosomidae. The record is from RefSeq and is a predicted model, not a curated record.
GUGGACUUGUGGCAGCCCAGCAGCCCCUUCCACAUCGUUGAAGGUACUGUCACCGACGUGCGAGUAUCACAGAACACAUCCCAAAGUCUGCUGCCGUACCUCCAGCAAGCAAACAUCCAGUACACGAUUCUCAUAUCAGACCUACAGAAAGCAAUAGAAAAGCAAACUGGACUGAAGUCAUCGAGGAAUCGAAGGUCCCUCUCUGGGUAUAACUAUGAAGUGUAUCACUCCCUGGAAGAAAUCCAGGGUUGGAUGCAUCAUCUGAAUAAAACUCAUUCAGAUCUUGUUCACAUGUUCUCUGUUGGAAAAUCCUAUGAAGGGAGACCACUGUUUGUACUCAAGUUAGGUAAAAGAUCACGGCCCUACAAGAAAGCUGUCUGGAUAGACUGUGGAAUUCAUGCAAGAGAGUGGAUUGGCCCUGCCUUUUGCCAGUGGUUCGUGAGAGAA